Acanthoscelides obtectus is the source of this 4171-nucleotide messenger RNA. The record is from the annotation of a GenBank genome assembly. NCBI's taxonomy places the organism in Eukaryota, Metazoa, Arthropoda, Insecta, Coleoptera, Chrysomelidae.
GACUUGUCAUCUUGUCAAGUUUGCUUAGUUGUCAUUUUUGGUGGUGAGGGUUUAUAUGUUUUCAUGUGAUACUUUUCUGUGAAUUCUAAACUAGCAGGGUGAAAAAUAGAAAAUACUAGUUUUAGAUAAAAAUGUCAUCGUCGGGCGACUUCGGAAAUCCCUUAAAGAAAUUCAAAUUAGUUUUCCUAGGAGAACAAAGUGGUAAGUUUUGAUUGACAUCUCUUGAUGAGUUGUAAACUUUCGUAGCAGGCGUAGCCUAAAUGAUCAAUAAUGCAGUUUGCUUCUAUUUUUUUACAAUAAAUUUAUUAUGAGGACUAUUUGUACACACAUUUAUAGACACGAAAUCCCUCACGUCCCAAUAAAUCUUUCUAUCCACGUCAGCUUUCUGUAUAUCUGCUAAAUCAGGUUAUAGGUUAUAUUAAAUAAUUUAAAUGUAAUAUUUUCUUUGUUUUAGUGGGGAAAACAUCCCUUAUAACAAGAUUUAUGUAUGACAGCUUCGAUAACACUUAUCAGGCCACCAUAGGAAUUGACUUUCUUUCUAAAACAAUGUAUCUAGAAGAUAGGACAGUAAGAUUACAACUUUGGGAUACUGCUGGACAGGAACGUUUUAGAUCCCUUAUACCUUCAUACAUUCGAGAUUCUACAGUAGCAGUUGUGGUGUAUGAUAUAACUAAUGCAAAUUCAUUCCAUCAGACGUCAAAGUGGAUUGAUGAUGUAAGAACGGAGAGGGGUAGUGACGUCAUCAUAAUGCUUGUUGGCAACAAGACUGAUCUGUCAGAUAAAAGACAAGUUAACCUUGAGGAAGGGGAGAGGAAAGCUAAGGAACUGAAUGUCAUGUUUAUUGAAACCAGUGCAAAAGCUGGUUAUAAUGUAAAACAGCUCUUCAGGCGUGUGGCUGCAGCUCUACCUGGCAUGGACUCCACGGAGAAUAAACCGCCAGAAGACAUGCAAGAAGUUGUUCUUAAAGACACACCAAACGAAGUCAAAGAUCCAGAGGGAGGCUGUGCAUGCUAAAAUCUACAUAAAUGUGCUUGAAUGUUCGUGUUUUGUAGAAUUUUUAUACGACGUUAGUUUUUUACAUGUCUAAGUAUAGUUCUACAUCCUAAAAUGACCCUGCGGAAUUCUUAUGGGAAAGUCUAAACCUCAACGUGAUAUUAUACAGCAGCUCUAGAUACACGGCACAAUUGUCGAGACAGCAUCAUAGAAAAUACGUCCAAACAUUCUGCGUAUUUUUUUGUAUCAAAUUGCAUAUGCUUUGCAACACUACUUUGAAAAUAUAAAUUGCUUGAACCAAGCUACGAAUAUAACAGUAAAGAUUCUGCAGGGCCUUUUUAUACAACUGUCCAAUAAGGCAGCCAGCCUGCAUUUUGGAAAACGUAUACACAAAGAAUAAACGGUAAUCUACGUUAUAUUUAGUUCACAAAAAAAAAAUUAAAGUGAAACUACUGACAUUGAAUUUUCUGUCACAAAUCUUGAAAUUGUAUUGCGUUAAAAGUGAUUAUGAUGACAGACAUCAUGAAUUCUUUGUAUAUUUAUGUGAAGGUGGUCCUAUCCUGGUGUUGGAAUUUAUUAUUUAUUCAAUUGUUUAUAUUAUUCUCUAUAUAUUUUUGUAUAUCAUUAUUAAGCGUAAUUUAUCGAUUUCCUAUUUUUUGUGAACUGUAUAUUAGAAUAUCAGAAGAUUUUAUGAGCUAUUAAUAUUUUACAACAAACUGCCAUUGUGUAAUAUUGUUCAUCACGUUCUGAGAUGAGACUCGUGGUUAACUGCAGUUUGAAAAGUUUCGUUUUGCUCUUCAAAACGUGUAAGGCAAUAUCGAGCCGCUGUAUAAUAAUACAUAUAACAUAAUACAUCGUUUUUACCUUUUUUAAAUAACAUAAGAUUCAUAAAAAUUCACAAUUAAAAUUAUUACAGAAAAUAUAUAACGUAUAACAUAACUUGCUGCUUAAAUAAUUCAACAUUAUAUCGAGAUAUAGUGCAAAGCAACAUUAAACAUGCCAUUGUUUGAAACAUUAAAAAUGUGUUUGGAUAUUCAGAUGAUUUUUAAUGAAAUUCAGUGCCAUUUUUAUGGCAAAUAAGAAUGGCAUCACGAACAAAGAGAGCGUGGAGUCUCCAUAAUGGCUGAAGUCCAACUGCCAGGUCAGUCUACACAUGAGCAAAGAAAUUUUACACAGACAUGCAAAUGACCUGAGAGUUUUUAACAUUUAAAAAUAUGUUGUAUUUUGCACUGUAUCAUUAAGUGCGAUUUUUUUAUGACUCCACUUGCAUUUAAAGUUUUGAUAGCCUUGUUUGACAGACAUGCACCUAACGGCAUACUAUAAGUAACUACUAUUUAUUGAGAAAACUAUGUACAUAGCCCAGUUCAUGAGAUUGCUGUACAAAAUAUAAAUCUGAAAAAACAUGCAAUUGCAUACUUGCUUUGCAAUGACCACUAUUGCUUGGUGAUAAACUGAAAGUGAUAUUCCAAAAAUCUGCAAAAUUCGUAAAAUUUUCAUAGUGAGUAUUGUGACAAACUAUUUCGACGCUCCUCUACUUGAGACAUGUGUAAAAUUUAAUUCUUAUAUUGUGCGUGUAAAUCAAAUUUUUCGUCAAGCAAUAUUGGACGAGACUUGUAAGUAUUCUGAUAUGAUGCGUCACUGCACAGGCUUUGUUAUCAUAUAUUCUAAAAUUGAUGCGAAGCUGUUAGUGACACUAAUUUCUAUAUGAGGGGCGUUCAGAAAGUACGGAGCGUUUUUCAGUAGAAAAAUAUUCCGUAGUGAAACGACACAUUUUGAAUAUCCUUCAAAUAUAUUCUGAUAUUUAAAGCAAUAAAAACUGGUAGAAUGCAAUAUAUCAAAAGGUAGGAUGAGGUUACAUGAUUUUGCUUGGAUGCGAAAUAUUCCAUUAGAAACUUUUCCAUUAAUUGCUAAACUUAUAAGGUGAAAACUCUCAUCAACAUUUAUUGAGUAUCCUUUUACAAGGAAUUUGAAUGGAAACGAGAAAUACGAUUUUUGAGACAAAAACAUGUAACCUCUUUAGUUAUCAAUAUCACAUGGACUGCAGCCACUGUAGUAUUAGAAGUAAGUACUUUAUAAUUCAGGUACAUUUUUGUGAAGCCGUAUAACUGAUUUACACUAUAUACAUGGACAUUUUGAACAAAAAAAAAUCAGUAAAACAAUUCCAACCAGAAAAUUGAGCGACUCUUUACUUUUCAAACGACGUUGUCGUUACUUAACCAUGCUUCUGCCACACUGCGGUAUUAAUCUGGCAUCUGCCAAUUCCUACCGUUGAUUCGUGGCCAACCCAGAAGCAUUUGGCCCCAGGUGACCUGUCUUCACUUUAUCUGGUACAUCACUGUGCCCAAGCACUCACAAUAGAUUCACACCUUUCGUAUGAAUUUGACUUUGAUGGACCGUACUCGGCCUAGAGUUAUUUGACAGCAUCUUCUAUAUAAUUGUUUUUGUUUGAAAUGUUCUGAGUGUAGUCUAUCGACACAGUAAAAAAUGUAUGCUUCGUUAUCUCAAGUACAGUUUGCUAUGUUUCAAUUUUGAUACCUUGAAAAAAUAGAUGUAUAUAUAAUUUAUAUAUUCUUUAUAUAUUUUUGCGUGAUUGUAAGUAUUCUGUUUAACUUAUUAAUUUUCUUAGUACCUUUAUUAUAUGUUUGUAGUGUAGUCCUUUUCACUUUCUUAAUUCGAAACUAAAACCCAAAAAUGUGGCGAUUUCGAUUUUAUUCAGUAUGCUACGAGGGCUGUCUCAAAAAUAAGGCUCCCACAUUUGUUCCAGGCACAAGGAAUUUUCAAUGUGAAAAAACGAAUUUAUCAUUAGAAACGGUGAUCUUUAAGCUAUUUUUCUACAUGUUCGCCAUUUUUUCUAACCAGUUUUUUAGAUGUGGAAUGCACUUGGUAACUGCUCCUGCUCCUGCAACUCGUCGUCCGUCUCGAACCGUUGACCGACUAGGUGCUUCUUUGGAAAUUCUGUCAGGGCUGUGAAGGGUAUGGGCAAUGACUGCCCAGCCAAAUUGCUCGAUUCAGUCAUUCGUUUGUUGGGAGACAUGAGGAUGCGCAUUGUCGUGGUGCGAUCUUUGAGGACAUGUUGAAUGCAUAUACACGUUUCUCAUAUACCUAGGCAGCAGCGGUGGCCGCAGUAGUAGACUCUUCGGUCUCCUGAUUCAGUCGCCGUGCGCUGUGCGGGUUCGAG